Messenger RNA from Ambispora gerdemannii, 1200 nucleotides. NCBI's taxonomy places the organism in Eukaryota, Fungi, Glomeromycota, Glomeromycetes, Archaeosporales, Ambisporaceae. The record is from the annotation of a GenBank genome assembly.
AUGAGUCAAAAGCCAACCUCAACAAAUUCACAAGACGUCUUACAAUUCCUUGACAGUCUUGACACAUACAAUACAAAUGAUAAUUCUGCUGCCAAUCUAUCGAUAAGCGGGACAGCAAGUGUAACUGGAGGUGGUGAAGUAGGCGGGACAAACGCGAAUCAAGCAACGGACACUCAAUCUGUGCUAGAUUUUCUUGAUCAAAUAACACAAAAGAAUGUGUCUCCAAAUUCAAAUGCUGAAACUACACCGUCUACGACUAAUGUUAAUUUUAAUGCAACAAAUAGUAAUUUGUUAUCCGAGUCGUCAACGACUACUCGAGAGCAAAUUGAAGAACAAAAUAAUUCACAACAGAAACAGCAGCAACAGCAAUCAAUUAAUCAAAGUGGAGGCCCUUGGUCAUGGGGUGGGCUUCUCGCAACAGCGACGACCGCUUAUAAAACGGCUUCGACUGUAGUAGAUACCUCUGUAAAAGGUGCUUUAGCAACAGCUCAAACAACUGUUGGGACAGUACGAGCUAACGAAACUACUAAAAAGUUAGAAGAGACAGUUCGUGGAUAUGUUAAUAAAGAGGCAAUUGAGAAAAUUGGUUCUGAUCUGAAAACGUUAGGUCUAACUACAAUAAACACGGUGGUCAAUGCUGUAGCGCCGCCAAUUGCAGAACAUGAAGUUGUUGAGGUGUGGUUGGCCCAUGAUAUGGUGGGAUAUGUAGGAGUAGAAUUACUUGUGUAUAAAGCAUUCAUGAAAAUAAUGGAACAAGUGGAAGGUGGUGAUAUUGUUGUUCGAAGAGGAAAUGAACCAAAGAAAAAUUUAGAUGAUGGCACUUAUAAAGAUUUAAAUCUUUGUGAGGGUUUCGCCGAAGCGGUAGGACUUGCUACGCCUGCCAAAGCAAAUCCUUACAGUCUACCCGUCAAUAAGGACCCUGAAUCGUCUACUACUACUACUGAUUCCGACCAGUAUUUAUUCUAUGUAAUUGUUCUCACCGAUCCAACUCACAAUCUCAACUUCAAAACUUUUUCACAAUCACUUCCGAUGCAUUGGCUUGAUAUUCCGUAUGAAAUGAAUGAAUGGGUAGAAGAAAAAAUGGUAGAAGCGUUAAAACUGGCUGUUCAAGCGAUUGCACAAGAUUAUGUUUGGGCUCGAAUGACUGGUGAUGGUCAUCAUCCACCUGUGCGAGUAGAGGUGCCAAUUGUUCACGUCUGA